Erpetoichthys calabaricus (reedfish) is the source of this 2472-nucleotide messenger RNA. RefSeq lists its product as uncharacterized. The record is from RefSeq and is a predicted model, not a curated record. Lineage: Eukaryota; Metazoa; Chordata; Cladistia; Polypteriformes; Polypteridae. The transcript has 3 exons. Gene Ontology annotation, molecular function: nucleic acid binding. The coding region runs from base 1 to 2472 and encodes 823 amino acids. Gene Ontology annotation, biological process: DNA integration.
AUGCAGGUCACCUCAGGACUGAGCAUAUUUCCUAAGCAAGAAAAGCUGAAUUCACUAUUAGUUCACUAUGCACAGGUGUUCCAAGAGGGAAUUGGGACUCUCAAACAUAUCAAGGCACACAUUGCAGUGGAAGAGGAUGCACAGCCAAAGUUCCAUAAGGCUCGCCCUGUACCAUAUGCUAUUCGCCCUAAGGUUGAGGCAGAGCUCAAGCGUUUAGAAGGACAGGGUGUCCUCUCCAAAGUCAAUUGGUCUGAGUGGGCAACACCCAUCGUGUCUGUGAUCAAGAAAAAUGGUGCUGUACGUAUCUGUGGUGACUUUAAAGUCACAAUAAAUCCUGUACUAUAUGUCGACCAAUAUCCUCUACCACGCAUAGAGGAUAUCUUUGCCUCACUUGCUGGUGGCGAGUACUUUUCAAAGAUAGAUUUGUCCCAAGCAUAUUUACAGAUGGAAUUAGAGGAGUCAUCUAAAAAGUACCUCACUAUUAAUACUCACAAGGGACUCUUCCGUUAUAACAGACUGGUUUUUGGAGUUUCGUCUGCUCCUGCUAUGUGGCAGAGAGCAAUGGAUCAGGUGCUACAGGGCAUCCCUGGUACUCAGUGUUACUUAGAUGACAUAACUGUAACUGGUACAGAUAAUAGUGCACAUCUGACGAACCUUGAAGCAGUCCUUACUAGGCUGUCAGAAUUUGGACUGAAAGCAAAUAAAAGUAAAUGCCAAUUCUUUAGGGACUCCUUAGAAUACUGUGGACAUAUUAUUGAUAAGAAUGGCCUCCAUAAAUCCCCAGACAAGAUUGAUGCUGUCCUGAAGGCACCUCAGCCUGAAAAUGUGACCCAGUUACGUUCUUUCCUGGACCUUGUAAAUUACUACCAUCGAUUUUUGCCAAAUCUUUCAACAGUGUUGCAUCCACUAAACUGUUUGCUACAAAAAGGAAGCAAAUGGGAAUGGUCACAAGAUUGUGAACAAGUGUUUAAUACUGCCAAACAGCUGAUUACAUCUGAUGAAGUGCUGACACAUUUUAAUCCAAAGUUGCCAUUGCGCCUGGCUUGCGAUGCAUCACCUUAUGGCAUUGGUGCUGUUCUUUCUCAUAAGAUGCUUGAUGGCACAGAACGACCAAUUGCUUUUGCAUCAAGGUCUCUAAGUCCUGCUGAAAAGAAUUAUGCACAGAUAGACAGGGAAGGUCUAAGCCUAGUGUGGACGGUAAAGAAAUUUAAUCAAUACCUAUAUGGUAAACAUUUCACAUUAGUUACUGAUCAUCAGCCCUUAAUUGCUAUUUUCAAUCCUCAUAAGUGUGUUCCAACCAUGGCUGCAGCACGCUUACAACGAUGGUCUUUGUUUUUAGGCGACCAUGACUACCAAAUUGAAUUCAGAGGCACAAAACAACAUGCAAAUGCAGAUGGACUUUCCCGUCUACCUUGCGAGUUUAAGGGAACUCAAAACCUUUCCGAUCCAGCUGAAAUUUUCCAUCUAACACAACUGGAGCCCUUACCCAUUACAAGUGCUCAAAUUCAGAAAGAGACAAGUCGAGAUCCCACUAUGGCCAAAUUAUUUGUCUUGAUAAUAAAAGGUUGGCCUUCUAGAAGUGAUGCUGAUCUCCCUGAGUACUCAAAUCGACGUGAGCAGUUAUCAGUUUGUCAAGGAUGCAUUAUGUGGGGCACAAGAGUGAUUGUACCACCCAAACUUCAUACAAAAAUACUUGAGGCACUUCAUGAAGGUCAUUUAGGUGUUGUAAAGAUGAAAAGCUUAGCCCAAAGCUACAUAUGGUGGCCUGGAAUUGACCUUCAAAUAGAGAAUCUGGCCAAGUCAUGCACAGGAUGCCAACAGACUCGGCGACAGCCCCAAAGACUUCCAGAACAACUAGUCAGUGACAAUGGAACUCAGUUUACAUCUGCUGAGUUCCAGGCAUUUGUAAAAAAGAAUGGCAUUAAGCACAUCACCUCUGUUCCUUACCAUCCUGCAACAAAUGGUCUAGCUGAAUGUUUUAUUCAGUCCUUCAAACUAUCUAUGAAAGCCAUGGAAAAGGAAAAAGAGUCGCUACAUAUGAAAAUUGCAAGCUUCCUUCUAGCCUAUCGAAACACAGCUCACUCAACCACAGUGCUUGCUAGAGACUACCGACACUCAAAUCAGAAAUGGCAACCUGGUACGAUUGUGUCAAAGACUGGUCCACUGACAUACACAGUGCAGGUGGGGCAUGAUACAGUCUGGCGCAGACAUAUCGACCAGCUUCUAGAUGCACAAGCUCAGGAAGACACAUCACAAGACAAGGCUGAGGAGCUGAUCAUUCCUCAGAACUCAAAUGAGUUUACCUUCUUGACACCUGAUUCAUCCCUUGCUGCUGGUGAAUCUCAGCCUCAAGAAUCUGCUGAAUCAACCUCAUCUCAAAUGUCUGCUCCACCUACACAAGAAAGACGCUAUCCUGAGAGGAUUCGUAAACCUCCUGAAAGGUUGAACUUGUCGUCGAUAUUAAUGUACUAA